CUGAUCAUUUGGAUAGUAAAUCUUGUUUGUGGGGAAGCUUCAAACCCACGCCAGUUGAGGUUUCAGGUAUAUCUGUUAUGGGAUCCACUUUAUUACCUCUAGAAACACAUGGUGAGGCUCCUGCGAAAGCUGGUGAUUCAGGGAACUUGUCACGUGUUAGUUCUUAUGACAAAUUUUCCAGGCAGCGUUGUGAUAGGCCAUUACGAGUUGAUACAACAUCUUCGUCACCUAUACCAGGUCUGGUAAUGGAUUUGAAAAUGAACAAUGAUCCUACAGAUGGAGACCUUGGAAACAAUAAUUUAUAUAAGGUAAUGGAGGCUGAUCAAGGACUUAGUUCUGGAACUUCAGGUGGCUUUGAUUUAAGUCAUCUCCGCCUGCAUCUAGAAAGAAAUGAACCAUUCUCAUCAAACAAUGCAAUGGACAAGAUCGAUCCAAGGAAUGUUGUGGACUAUAUAUUUAAAGAGACAAAUGGAGUUCAAGAUUCUCAUGUGGAUUUGGAUAAAUUGAGCUUGAGACUCGGUGCUAAUCGGGAUGUCAAUUCCAUCGAGAAAUCUUUUGGCAGUGCAGAUCGAUGCAAUCCUGCUGUAGACUCACCUUGCUGGAAGGGCGCCCCUUCUGGUUACUUUUCUCGUUAUGAAACUUCUGAGACCAAGCCUUUGGAAUAUGUGCAGAAAACUGAGAAGUUCUCUGGUUAUGUUAUUCAAGAGCCUCAGAAUUGUUUGCUUGACACCGACAAUAAUGUGAAAAGAUCAAGUAAAAUUUCAAACAACAAUCAUGAUCUAAAUGAUUUUGUCCAUCAAGAAGAUAUAGAUCUAAGGAAAAUUCCGGCAUUGAAUUUUAAAUAUCCAAAUUGCAAUUCUUAUAAUGCAACGCGUAAUACCUCUUUUCAGUCUGAGCCAAGCUGUAAUUCUGAGGUUAAAUACCUGAAUGGCGUUACUGAAGUGAAGGAAAAAAAUGUCCCACCAGUCAAGCCAAUUCAUCAUCGUGAUUCUAGAACCUCUUGGAUAGAUCAUUCUCUUGUAGAUGAAAACAAACUGCUGUAUCAUAAACCAGAGACUGAUGGUGCUAAUGCUGGAAACAAUAUGAAUGAAACUGAUGUGAGUGCUGGGAGCAAUGUGAAUGAUGAUUUGAAAUGUGGUAUAUCUCAGAUCCCAGAAAAUACCUUGUCUUCUACUACUGUAGUAGAUGCAACUAAAUCACUUGAAAAGUCUGCUGAGAAAGUAUUAAGUCCAAAAUUAAAUGUCCAAAUGCUGGUUGAUACGAUGCACAAUAUGUCAGAAUUGCUUCUUUUUCAUUGCAUGAAUGAUGCCUGUGAAUUGAAAGAACAAGAUUUCAACGUACUAAAAGUUGUGAUCAGUAAUCUCAAUGCAUGUUCUUUAAAGAAUGCUGAAAGAAUUACCCGUUUGCAAGAAUUUCCUUCACCACAUCCCGGAACUUCCAGGCAUGCCAGAGAAUCAUGCAAGCUUCAACAGAAUGCAAGUUUUGUGAAGCACCAAGUAACCCAAUUAGUACCAGAGAUUCCUAAGGUUGAGCUUGAGAAUCCACUUGUUGAAGAGGCAAAAAACCUGCAUAUCAAAUCUGGAAAAUUAGUCCAACAACUUUCAAGCUCCAUUUCUCCAAGGGGUGAUGCAGAAAUGAAAAAAGAAGAUGAAAUGACUAAGGCUUUAAAGAAGAUUCUUAGUGAGAAUCUGCAUGAUGAUGACGAUGAUGAUGAUGAAGUGGAGUCUCAAACUUCAGUGCUAUAUAAGAAUCUAUGGCUUGAAGCUGAAGCUUCGUUGUGUUCCAUUCAUUAUAAAGCUCGCUACAAUCAAAUGAAGAAUGAAAUCAAGAGGCUCAAGCAAAAAGACGUGGGAGAUCAAUCUAAUAUAAGCCAAAGUUUUGCAACACACAUUGAUGCAGAUGCAAAUGCUAAGAAUAUGCCUGGUUCAAAAUCUUCUAUUGACAUGAACAAGCCUAAUCCAUUGACACCUGAGGGAAAUACUAGUCAAAACCUGGAUAGUCUUGUCCAGAAUUCUAAUCUUUCUAGCACAAAGAAAGAUGUUGGGAAUGGUGAAGCUUCUGUUUUGGCUAGAUUUCACAUUCUGAGAACUCGAGGUGACAAUUCUCCAUCCAAAGGAAAAGAAGUUCAAACCCAUAUUAAUUUUAGCCAAGAAUCUCCUCUUCUAAGCAAAAUGAAGGUGGAUGAUCAUGAGGCAUCUGUCAUGGCAAGAUUUCAUAUUCUUAAAUCCCGUGUCGAAGAUUUGAGUUCAUCUUCAAAAGAUACACUGUUAGAUGGAUUUGCUGACAAAGGAAUGGAUAACACAAUACUUGACGCAAAGGCAUCAGUAGUUGAGAGUUUAGAUGUUCAUGUAAAUCCUUCCAUUGUGCAUCUCAGUUCUUACAGUGCUGUUGACAAGUCAAUUCCAAAGGAGCUUCAACUCGAUUUGGAGGAGAGUGAAGAAAUUCAGCCUUGCGAGAACCACAAGUUUGACUACAACAAUCAGCAUCCUGCCGAUGGCUUAGCAUCGGAAUGGGAACAUGUUUCGAGACUGGAAGGUUGUUGAGGGGAAGAGCUUUGUAAUAAUAACGUUUUCAAAAUGGACUCAUCAGUGAAUGACCGAAUUUAAUUUCUGUAUUAGUUAUGUUAGAGACAUACAUUUGCAGAAUUUGAUCUUAUUUAUGUUUUUUUCAUGUAUGUAUAUAAGUUUGGUUUCUUA
This is a messenger RNA of Arachis duranensis, 2696 nucleotides long. RefSeq lists its product as uncharacterized. The transcript has 4 exons. The coding region runs from base 78 to 2543 and encodes 821 amino acids. The record is from RefSeq and is a predicted model, not a curated record. Lineage: Eukaryota; Viridiplantae; Streptophyta; Magnoliopsida; Fabales; Fabaceae.